Messenger RNA from Lycium barbarum (goji berry), 402 nucleotides. Its product is annotated as 21 kDa seed protein-like. The coding region runs from base 1 to 402 and encodes 133 amino acids. NCBI's taxonomy places the organism in Eukaryota, Viridiplantae, Streptophyta, Magnoliopsida, Solanales, Solanaceae. The record is from RefSeq and is a predicted model, not a curated record. Gene Ontology annotation, molecular function: endopeptidase inhibitor activity. The transcript is spliced from 3 exons.
AUGACUGGAUUUAGUGCCUCCAUUAAAAGUAAAGCAGUCACCCCUAAAGAUAACUGGAGGACCAUUAGGGAGAACGCUGUGAUAAACAUCAAAUUCGAUCUUGACACUCAUUCUUGUGCUAACCUAACCGUGUGGAAGAUCGACAACUAUCCUAAACCGGUGGAGCCAUACACUACAAGCACAGGUGCAGAGUUGGGAAAUCCGCUAGACGUGAACAGCUGGUUUCAAAUUUGGCCUCUCGUCAGCUCGAUGUAUAAGAUAGUAUUCUGUCCAGAGAAGUUCCAUUGCGAAAAUGUUGGCGUCUCAGGGAAUAGUGUUGGAUAUUGGCGUUUGGCUCUCCAAGCUAAUCCAAAGGCCUUUGUGUUCAAACGUGAUAAGAGAAUUGGGAUGGAAAUUGUGUAA